This is a messenger RNA of Tripterygium wilfordii, 1930 nucleotides long. RefSeq lists its product as uncharacterized. NCBI's taxonomy places the organism in Eukaryota, Viridiplantae, Streptophyta, Magnoliopsida, Celastrales, Celastraceae. Bases 198 to 1517 code for a protein of 439 amino acids. The record is from RefSeq and is a predicted model, not a curated record. The transcript has 10 exons.
UUGUGGCUUGAUGCUUCUGUAAAUUCGUCAUUGAAUAUUUUUUCAACGGACGAUCAGAAAGUUAAAAGAACAUCAUCCAUUUCCACUUCGAUCGAUUUGUAGUAAACAAGAAUACUUUCGCUGUACCUUUACAGAUUCUUUUCUUAGCAUUCACUCUUCUUUUCCCACAUAAAAUUCAUCAUCACAAGCUGUUUUUCAUGAUCGCCGCCGAUUCGCAUCUUCGAAUCGCAAACUUAGUCCACAGACGAACCCUUAGUCCAGUACCUGCUACCAUCAACAGGCAUUUCUUACAAUUGCCCCCUUCUUGUCGUGAUUUAGGGCUUCAACUGAAGUUCAAUUUUGCUGCGGAUUUCUCGGUGUUGCAGUCAGAUCGUUGGAAGAUGAGCGGUGGAUGCUUUAGGAUGAGGACGAGGAAGAGGGAGACCAAACGGCCGAUAGUGGAGGUCGACGGCCCUGGUGAGGACGUCCUUGAUGCGGGUGCUGCCCAGGCCAAACUUCAUCCGGAGCAUCUUGUCGUUAUGGUCAAUGGGCUCAUUGGCAGUGCUGCAGAUUGGAAAUUUGCUGCUGAACAGUUUGUGAAGAUGCUUCCUGACAAAGUAAUUGUGCACCGAAGUGAAUGCAACUCUUCAAAACUAACCUUUGAUGGCGUUGAUUUGAUGGGGCAAAGGCUAGCUGAAGAGGUAUUGGCUGUUGUUAGACGUAGGCCUGAGCUGAAGAAGAUCUCCUUUGUGGCUCACUCGUUAGGUGGCCUGGUUGCGAGGUAUGCUAUUGGGGUGUUGCAUGAACAUUCUCCCAAUAAAUAUCCCUCAAGUCUUUCUGGAAAACCCUUGACUGAUCGACCAAAAAGUUCAUUGCAACACUUCGACCAGCCUUAUGAAGCUAGAAUUUCUGGAUUGGAACCCAUAAACUUUAUAACAUUCGCAACACCACAUCUUGGCUCAAGGGGAAAUAAGCAGCUCCCAUUACUUUGUGGCCUUCCUUUUCUCGAGAGGAGAGCAUCUCAGACUGCGCACAUGAUUGCUGGGAGAACAGGGAAGCAUCUAUUUCUCACAGAUAAAGACGAUGGAAAGCCACCCCUUCUCCUUCGAAUGGUUAAGGAUUCCGAUAACCUGAAGUUCAUAUCAGCAUUGUGGGCAUUUAAGCGUCGUGUGGCAUAUGCCAAUGCAAACUAUGAUCAUAUGGUUGGGUGGAGAACUUCGUCAAUCAGGCGCCAACAUGAGCUUCCAAAGUCCAAUCUUCUUGUAGCAGAUGAUAAAUAUCCACAUAUUGUCUAUGUUGAGCGAGAAACUAAAUGCAUCACUUACAACUCAGGAUGUGUUGUUGAAGACCAAACAAUUGACUUGGAAGAGGAGAUGAUUAGAGGCCUGACACAAGUACCUUGGGAGCGCGUUGAUGUUAGCUUUCACAAAAGCAGGCAACGAUAUGUUGCUCACACUACUAUCCAGGUGAAGAGCUAUUGGCUUAACUCUGAUGGUGCUGAUGUCGUUUUUCAUAUGAUAGAUAACUUCCUUCUUUAGUCCACUAUUUUGGUGCUGCCGUGAUGGGAUAUGCAAAUGCAUUUGACUGCAUUUUUGUUUUUAAUAGUUAUGUACAUUGCCACAUGUGAAGAUGGCUGUGUAUUUUUCGGUCACAAAGUGGAGAUAUAGGAGUGCAGAAUUACUGCAAUCUGUAUCCUACUAGGUUUCUUUUUUUUUUUCUUCAAAUUUUUGUAAUCAUACUUCUAAUAGCACUAAUGAAUACUUUCAUUGAGUGUUCUUCUUACAGAUAGUAUUUUGAUGUACUUGUACAAUCCUUCUUUUAUGAACCUUAGGAGUGACUUGGAAUACUUUGAUUUCUCUUGGGAAUAUUUUGUAUAAGUGUUGAUAAACUUCACCUUCAAACUCUUUGUAGAAGAUUGAAGCGUAUUGUACUUUGUUGGUUGUUUGAAUAA